Cheilinus undulatus (humphead wrasse) is the source of this 4333-nucleotide messenger RNA. RefSeq names its product aryl hydrocarbon receptor nuclear translocator (gene arnt). The transcript has 20 exons. Gene Ontology annotation, molecular function: RNA polymerase II cis-regulatory region sequence-specific DNA binding; DNA-binding transcription factor activity, RNA polymerase II-specific; protein dimerization activity. Gene Ontology annotation, cellular component: aryl hydrocarbon receptor complex; cytoplasm; nucleus. Lineage: Eukaryota; Metazoa; Chordata; Actinopteri; Labriformes; Labridae. Bases 295 to 2625 code for a protein of 776 amino acids. Gene Ontology annotation, biological process: regulation of transcription by RNA polymerase II. The record is from RefSeq and is a predicted model, not a curated record.
CACAGCACACAGCUCGCGCUCCGCUAGCUUUAAACGCCAUCUUAAACAGAAAGGGGGUUUAAACCGGGAGAUAACAGGAAAGAAGGGCACAUGAGGAGUUGAGGCGCACUUUUUUGCUUGUAUUUCUUUACCGGAUCGCUUUUGAGCUGCACUGGCCAUGGAUUCGGGCGUUUAUAACUCAAAAUAAAGGCGCGUACGUGAGGACAGAAGCGGCACUUGUUAGCUUGUACCCAGCUAGCAAGGGGGAGGGGUGGGGGUUUUCAGGAUUUUUUCCGCAGCAGAAGUUGUUUGUUUAUGUUAUUCCAAUCAGACAUGUCCUCUUCAAACCCAGAUUUACCAGACCCAAGUCUGGGCAUGGGGGCAAGUGGGACCCAAGGAAGUGGAGGGGCCGUUGUACCAAAAGGGGCCAACAAAAGAAGAGCAGCGCCAGACUUUGAUGAUGAUGAAGGAAGCAAGCUGUUCAGGUGUGAUGAUGAAACGGGAGGCUCCAACAAUGACAAAGAGCGCUUUGCCAGGGAGAACCACAGUGAGAUUGAGAGGAGGAGGCGGAACAAGAUGACCGCCUACAUCACAGAGUUGUCAGAAAUGGUGCCCACGUGUAGCGCACUAGCACGAAAACCUGACAAACUCACCAUCCUACGAAUGGCUGUGUCUCAUAUGAAGUCUCUAAGAGGAAGUGGAAAUACCAAUGCAGAUGGGUCGUACAAACCUUCCUUCCUCACCGACCAGGAACUGAAGCACCUCAUACUGGAGGCAGCAGACGGCUUCCUGUUCGUGGUGUCAUGUGAGACUGGCCGCAUCGUUUACGUCUCAGACUCCCUGACACCGGUCCUCAACCACUCACAGUCUGAAUGGCUUGGUUCUUCCCUUUAUGACCAGCUUCAUCCAGACGACACAGAGAAGCUCAGGGAGCAGCUCUCUACAGCAGAGAACAACAACACAGGCAGGGUGUUGGACCUAAAGACAGGAACAGUGAAGAAGGAAGGCCAACAGUCAUCAGCCAGAAUGAGUAUGGGAGCCCGUCGAUCAUUCAUCUGUAGAAUGAGGUGUGGCACUUGUCCAGUGGAACCAUUGUCCAUGAACAGACUAAAUUUUCUUAGGAAUAGAAACAGGAAUGGUUUGGGUGUAGCAAAGGAAGGGGAGCCCCAGUAUGUAGUGGUCCACUGUACAGGAUACAUCAAGUCAUGGCCCCCUGCAGGAGUGUCAUUAACAGAUGAUGAGGCAGACAACACUCCAGGGAGCCGCUACUGUCUAGUUGCCAUUGGAAGAUUACAGGUGACUUGUUGCCCAGGUGAAACAGACAUCAACAGUAUCAGUGUUCCAGUGGAGUUCAUCUCGCGUCAUAACUGCCAGGGCAUGUUCACAUUCGUAGACCAUCGCUGCAUGGCUGCUGUCGGCUACCAGCCACAGGAAUUACUGGGGAAGAAUAUUCUAGAGCUCGCCCACCCUGAGGACCAGGGCUUACUGAGAGACAGCUUCCAACAGGUGGUGAAACUAAAGGGCCAGGUCCUUUCAGUCAUGUUUCGUUUUCGCUCUAAAUCAAGAGAAUGGAUCUGGAUGCGGACCAGCUCCUUCACCUUUCAGAACCCAUUUUCAGAGGAGAUAGAGUACAUCAUCUGUACCAACGUCAAUGUCAAAAACUCGACCCAGGACCCCCUCACUCCCAUCUCCUCCCCAGGGGGCUCGCUGCCCCCCUCCCUGGGUCAGAGCAGCCCUAACUGCCCUCCUGUAGGGCUCAGCCCCAGCCAGGUGGCCACCAGGCAGUUACAGCAACAGCAGCAGGCUGAGCUGGAGGGAGGCGGAGCCAGAGAUGGUCUGUAUGAGGCUGGACCAAUCACAAUGUCACAGAUGCCGGUGCAACCUGUGACGGCGGCGGGGCCAGACCAUAGCAAGAGCCUAGACAAGCCAGACCUGUACCCCACCCUCUACCAAGGCCAAGAUCAGACUAAAGGCCUGUCUUCCAAUCCCAACCCCACCGCCCAGAUCUAUCCUCCAGCCAACAACUUCCCUCCUGCUCGUACCAAUGAGCCAUACAGGCAAGUCAGCAUGGCUUCACAGAUGGCUCAGCCGGCCCACUCAGCAGGGCAGAUGCUGGCUCAGAUGUCUCGACAGAAUGGAGCCCAGCACUCUGUCACUCCCUCCAGCACUGGCAGCCCCCUCCAUGGUGGACCAGCAGGAGCAUGGCCUGGAGCUGCAGCUGGAGUCAGACAACAGUUUAACAACCAGCAGGUGGCUCCCCAGGCAGCAAAAACCAUGUCCCCACAGUUUGCACCCAUGGGAGGAUUUGCAGGUGGCUCAUCAAACUCUUUUGGCCAGAUGCCUACAGGUGCUGCACCCACCCCAACCAGCGGCGCUAACUACCAGCCAAUUAAUAACCGUGCCAGUCUCAACAGCAAUGGUUAUGAUGGCUCUCAGUCCGGGGCUCAGUUUCCCUCUCGGGCAGCAGAGGCUGUGUGGCCACAGUGGCAGGGCCAGCAGCACUCACAGAAUAAUACAGAGCAGCAUCCUCACGCUCAGGGCAACCAGCAAGACAUGUUUCCUGAUGUGUUGUCUAUGCUGGACCAGUCCGCCAACUUCGGCAGCGAUGACUUUGAGAUUCCAAUCUACUCUUCGUUCAAUGAGUGACUUCGUCAAUACUUGUCGUUUGGACUUUAAUUUUGUCCUCAGUCUCUCUUAGAUUCAGCUCUUCUGCUCCUCUAUUCGUCCAGCUCCUGAGAGUGGCACUCUUCCCUUGCUUUGCAUGGCUCAUAUUGCACUGCCACAAGCCAUUUCAAGAUGUUGGGAGAUAUCUCUCUGCAGAUACAGGAGAGAGGAAAAUCAAGGAUUUGCUACUGACUAAAAGAUGAUUAUUUUAACAAUUUUCUAGCCAGUGUAAAAGAAUUCUUUAGCUAGCACUGCCCAAAGCUCAACAGCCUAUGUUGUAGAUAUGUGAAAUAUAUAUAUAUAUAAAUAAAUAUAUAAAACCGCACAAUCACAUAACCACACUUGAAUAGACUGCACAAAAACACUCUUAAACUCUGGUUAACAAAAAAACACAAGAUUCACAAAGGCCUUUUAGUCUAAUAUGUUCCUAGUUUUUCUCAGGCAUUGAUGAAGAGUGUACUUUUGCUGUUGUUUCCCUUUAGCAUGUAGAUUAAUCACUCAAAUUGUUGAUUUAAACUCUCAGGAAAUCGCAGGGAUAUUCAGCUUUGAUUUUCUUUUUCUUUUUUUUUUUUUUUAACUCAGCUGCACGCAAACCACCACCGUCUGUGCUAACCUCACUCAGAUUAAAAUCCUCUGCAUGUCAGCACUGCUUUCAUGGAGCGCUUCUACAAAAUGUAGAUUUAUACACAGAACAGUUUUUUAUGUACACUGGUGGCUUCACUCGAACAUUUGAUUAUUUCCUGUUGUGAUCUCUUUUUUUCAUAUUUCAUUGGAUACUUAAGUAACAGACUUAGUGUAACAAAGGCUACGUACUGUUUGUCAAGGUGCCCGCUGGAAACGUUAAUCUAUUUUUCUUUGCCAAUAUAUACAAAAAUAAAUAAUGCAUGUUUUUUAUGUAUGUAAAGUGGAUACAUACAGAGCCAUUAUCAGCGUUUAUACAGGGCUUCUGACUUGCUCAAACUUCUUCCUAUCGCCCUGCAGUACUCUGUACCAGGUCUGAGUUUCUCCUGCUCAUUCUGUAAAAGAAAAAGUCACAGCAAUAAUUAACAAGCAGGAAUUAUGUACUUUAAAGCCAUUCUUUAUUGUUGUUAUUAAUGUUGUCCUUGAUUAAUGUUAUUUUAAAAAAUGAGAGAUGAGGUAGUAAUGUUUGAUUUAACUAAAAUAUUUCCCAGUAUUUAAUUUCAUUUGAAAUUUUUGAUGACUUCUCCACCCCCCUUUUUAAUUAAUAUUUUAUUAACGGUUUAAUCAGGGUGUUAAGGAUCAAAAUGGAAUUAAAAGAACGAUUCGAUCUAAAGUGGACUGAAUCUCCACGUGUGUUUUACAAUCAUUUUUUGGUAAGUUGUAUCAUAGAGUUUUUUUGGGAUGAAAUAUUUUAACAAGUAAUUUUAGUUUAAUUGACCCGCUUAUGGCAGUUUGAUACCUGCACACAUGAUGACUAAUUAUGUAAUUGUAUGUAAACCCAUGCUGAUAAUUGUCCUGUUUUCAUCUUUAAGAGGCUUGUAUGUCAGUGACUGUGUUGUCUUUGUUUUUGUUUUUUUUUUUAACUCUUUGGUUUCUCUGUAUCCAGGUUUUUUUUCAAUGAUGUGAACUUUUAUCAGUUAGAAACACAAAUUAUAAAUAUACUGUACAUGUUUUUGAAAUGUUAAGCGAGAGAAAGAAAUGUUUGUUUUUUGUAUUAAAUUGUUAUAUU